Messenger RNA from Myripristis murdjan (pinecone soldierfish), 3242 nucleotides. RefSeq names its product GTPase IMAP family member 8-like. The transcript is spliced from 9 exons. Gene Ontology annotation, molecular function: GTP binding. The record is from RefSeq and is a predicted model, not a curated record. Bases 344 to 3193 code for a protein of 949 amino acids. NCBI's taxonomy places the organism in Eukaryota, Metazoa, Chordata, Actinopteri, Holocentriformes, Holocentridae.
UUCCUGUUUUUCUCUCUUUGUGUGAGUUGAAUCUUCUUUACUUUCGCUUUCAGCUGCUCGGACUGAUGGCGCAAUAAGAAUUUCAUCUGCGAGUUUCCUCGCAGCCACACCCAGCUGCACCUCCAGGUACACACAUGCUGACAUGGAGGCAAAGGGGAGUCCACAGUGUGGAUAUGAAGCAGCUCAGUGGCUGACAGCAGACUUCCAGGUUUGAUCAAUAACAGCACAGUUUCAGGCUCACAAAGGUGUUCAUCAUCAGCCUCAUCACAGGUAGUGAACCUGCUGACUCAGCAUUGUCAGUUACUGUGAGUUUCUCUCUGCUGGGUUCCAGUUCAGUGACACGAUGGCAGAGGCAGCGACUGAAGCAUCUGAGACAGAAGAUGUCAGACCCAGGAAGCGCAGCAGCAGCUUUGAAUUGCUGCCACCUGACAUGUCUGAGCUGAGGGUUGUGCUGCUGGGGAACAGCUGGACUCACAGGAGUGAAGUGGGGAACUUCAUACUGGGAGAGACUGUGUUUGAUCUUCAGAAAGAAGACAGCCGCUGUGUGAGAGAGAGUGGACAGCUAAAGGAGAAGAAAAUAACUCUCAUCAACACUUCAGAUCUGCUGCUUCCCAACAUCUCUCAAGACAAACUGACACAGGAUGUAGAAAGCUGUGUGAGCCUCUCUGCCCCUGGACCUCAUGUGUUCCUGCUGGUACUACAGCCUGAAGACUUCACUAAGGAUCAGAAACAGAGGUUACACAGAGUCCUUGAAACCUUCAGUGAGCGCUCUUUUGAUCAUUCACUGGUACUAAUAUCAACACCCAGAGAGGAGAGAUCAGCUGGAAACUACAUGCGACAUCCAGCCUUAAAGGACCUGAUCAGAGAAUGUAGAUACAGACACUUGAACCGAAUGAACCUUGAACUCCCAGAGCUGUUAACUCGCCUGGGUCAAGUAGUGAAGGAGAACAAUGGAGAGCCUGUGAGCUGUGAUGUGUUUGAGGAUGCAGCUGCUGAUCAACAAACACCAACACCUCGCAACUGGGAUCCUGUUAGAGCUGCUGGGCAGAAACUGUCCUCAGCAACAAGCUCUGCCUUGAACUGGAUGAAAUCCACCACAACACACAGUCUGUCAUCAGAGGGAAGCUCUGUCGACCAGCCAUCUGGACUCAGGAUUGUGCUGUUGGGGAAAAGUGAGGACAAAAGGACAACAUUAGUCAACUUCAUAAUAGGAAAAAAAGCUUCUCAUUUACCAAAACCUUCCCUGGAAAAGCACUGUGUGGAUGCCUGUGGAGAGUGGAAAGGAAAAUCUUUAACAGUGGUGAAAACUCCAGACAUCUUCAGUCUGCCUGUGGAAACAGUGAGAAAAGAGAUGAAGAACUGCAUGGCUCUUUGCUCUCCUGGACCAAAUGUUCUGUUGCUGAUAGUGAAGCCUUCUGACUUCACAGAGGAGAACAGACUCACUCUGAAGUUCAUCCUGAGUUUGUUUGGUCAAGAAGCCUUUAAACACUCCAUGGUCAUCAGCACACAUGAGGGAGGUGGAACAAGUUCAUCUGUAAGACAGCUCCUUGAAGAAUGUGGAGGAAGGCACUACAGCAUGUUAUCAGAUGACCGUCCACUGUUAAUGGAGAUGAUGGAGAACAUUGUGAGAGAAAACAAUGAGAGCUGCCUCACCUCCACUGAAGAGACAGCUACUGUGAGACCAGAGUGUGUGAACCUGGUGCUCUGUGGGAGGAGAGGAGCAGGGAAGACUUCAGCAGCCGAGGCCAUUUUGGACCAGAAGAUGUUUGAUCCAGGCUCUGAGUCUGCAGUGUGUGUGAAGAAUCAGGGAGAGGUGUGUGGACGUCGGCUUUCCCUGGUGGAGCUUCCUGCCUUGUCUGGAAAACCUCAGGAGGCAGUGAUGAAGGAAUCAUUCAGGUGUGUCUCCCUCUGUGAUCCUGAGGGCGUCCAUGCCUUCGUCCUGGUCAUACCUGUGGGUCCCCUCACUGAUGAAGACAAAGGAGAGUUAGAGACCAUCCAGAGCACAUUCAGCUCUCAGGUCAAUGACUUUACCAUGAUUCUGUUCACUGUGGAGUCAGAUCCUAACCAUCCAGCUGUUGGUAACUUUCUAAGUCAGGACCAGGACAUCCAGCAGCUCUGUCAGCAUUAUGGAGGACGAUAUGUUGUCCUCAACAUCAAGGACAGACAGCAAGUACAUGAGGUGUUGGACGCUGUGGACAAAAUUAGACUUUCCAAAAAUAUACCGUAUGGUUACACAACAGAGAUGUUGCACCUUGCCCAAGUAGAUAAGAUCUUACAUCAAGAGAAAUGCACCAACUUGCAACACACUGAACUGGAGAAGCAGGCUUUAGAAAAGGAGGAGACUAUUAGAAGACUUACAGCUGAACUGCAGAAUCUAAAAAAGGAAAAACAGUUAUCAGGUUUUGAAAGUCAGAGCACAGAGUGUCUCAGGAUGGUGCUGAUUGGGAAGACUGGCAGUGGGAAGAGUGCCACUGGAAACACCAUCUUUGGCAAAAAGCAUUUUAAAUCCAUAGCCAGUAUGAUGUCUGUGACCAAAUUUUGUGAGAAAGCAACUGGAGAGGUUGAUGGCAGGCCUGUUGUUGUGGUCGACACGCCCGGCUUGUUCGACACAGCUCUCUCCAAUGAUGAAGUUGCACAUGAGGUUCUGAAGUGCAUCAGCAUGUUGGCUCCUGGACCACAUGUGUUCUUACUGGUGCUGCCGAUUGGUCGCUUUACUCAAGAGGAAAAAGAAACAGUGAACCUGAUCAAGGAAGGAUUUGGUGAGAAGUCAGGAGAUUUCAUCAUUGUUGUGUUCACUAGAGGAGAUGAGCUGGAAGAUCAGUCUUUUGAGAAUUACAUUGAGAAGGGUCAUGACUUUGUCAAAAAGCUGAUAGCUGACUGUGGAGGGAGAUACCAUGUCUUCAACAACAAGGAUCAGACAAACCGCACACAAGUCAGAGAGCUGUUGACAAAGAUCGACAACAUGGUGAAGACAAAUGGAGGAGGCUGCUACACCACUGAGAUGUUCCAAGAGGCUGAAGCAGCCGUAAAGAAGGAAGUGGAGAAGAUUUUGAAGGAGAAGGAAGAAGAGAUGAAGAGAGAGAAGGAGGAGCUGGAAAGAAAACAUCAAGAAGAAAUGAAAGCGAUGAGAAUUGAAUUGAAGAGGAGAGAAAACAGAGAGUUAAACUUCUCAAAGAAAAGUAGGAAGACAUGAAUAAAGAGCAUGAAGAGAGAAAGAAAGAAAACAAAAGGAGAGAAGAAGA